AACAAAAAAAAGAUAUAAAUAAAUAAAAAAAAAAUAUUCCAUAAAACGAUGGCUCAAGCUAAUCAACGUAAAAGUGGAAAACGCUCAUUUAAUUACAUAAAAAAUGCGGAAUAUGCGGGAACAGUAAAAUCGGAAGAGCUAAAGUUGUUGAAGAAUGCGAAGAAUAAAGCAACAACCGCGAAAAUGCACGCAAGGCACGAAGCAGUACUCACGAAUCAACCGGAACUGGAGCGAAACGCAUUUAGCAAAGAUUUAACUGUAUCGCCGAACGAGCACGAUCGCUACUCACUGAGAUCUACUUCAACGGAUUCGCUAAACAGUACUUUCAAUCGCUUAUCGGCACGUCUCAAAGGCGGUGUCAACAGUCCGGGCGAUCGACGCGCAAUGAACAUUGCCACUUCACCGGGUGAAUGUAAAUCCAAUCCACGUGGCAUGCAAUACCUUAAACCCAAUACAAAUGUGAAUUUCGUUGAGAUGAAAUUGAAUCUUACCCACGACAUGGAAAGUAGUCCAUCGCAGAGAUUUGCUUAUUGUAGAUUUUUCGAAGAGCCUCGGGAGAAGAAGGUGAAAACACGAGGCACACAAUCAAUGUAUCGCGAGUCCUCCGCACAAACGCUGCCUUUUCUUCCCGAAGUUUCGAAUAAACAGGCCGACUUAGAGCAAAUGGAGCUCUUCAAACUACCCACCAUAUUACCUGGCGACGGUCCACCGGGUUUAUAUCAAGUAGAGGUACUCGAUCGAGCGCGUAAACGUUGGGCAUUCGCACAAGCGUUGAAGGAAAAUUUCAGACGUCAAAUCGAAGAAGCCAAGGCGCAAGCGAAGCUAUCACAACAAGACAUUGUUUUACAGGCUUUCGAAUGGGAACAUUGGAUAGAGCGUGAAGAGUAUAUACAAGAGUGUCAGAUGCUGCGGCUAGAAAUACUCAUUGGUAUGUUCAAUAAGCGUGAAGAGAAAAUACACGUCAUGUCAAAGGCGCGCAUCGAACGUAGCUACGAAGUGAUACUGGCACAACGUGAGACUUUGUUGGAUAAGAACCGUGUUGAGUAUGAGCGUGGUAUGCGUCAGCUGGAAAUCAAGCGUCGACGUGUGCCAAAGUGUUGGCGUAAAGAGAAUAUUGUCAGCCAGUUGGGCAGCCCCAGCUCGGAGUUCUAUGGACCACAGUUGCGCUAUGGCGUCAACCCGGCACGCAGACACUUUGUGGGUGGACGCAAAGAGUUCGAAGCACGUAUGGAUGAUUUGGAAAAACGUGCUGUGAAAUUCACCAAACUUGUAUGUCCCUUCGCAAAGCUGAAGAAAUGGGCUAAACCGAAGCAGCGCUUCUUGGAAAUUGAACAGAAUUUCUGCUCCGAUGAGAAUCUACAAAAGAUGUAUGAAACGCUAACGAGUUUACGUAAGCAAGCAGUGAAGCAAAAGGUUGUGCCGAAAUGUCUUAUACAGAAAACCAAACAAGCUGUUACACCCAAAACUACACCCAGAAGACAAGAAGACAAGGUGGAUAUUUUAGUGGAAGAAGAACCCGUUGAAACUGAAGAAGUGAUUAGAGAGAGAAGAGCCAGUGAAGGCGAACUGAAACGGUUGGAAGAUCUGAAGUUCCGGCGUUCAAUAGGACUAAAGAAACAACGCGCGCAAUACCUCAUGCAGGAACUGUACGAUGAGGAGCUCGAAGCUAUGGUGCAAGAAUAUGAGGGCUGUACAAUCGGUUGGAUUAUGCGCUUCUUGUCCGAAGAGAUGGGUCGCCUAGAAGAGCAACGCUUACUGCACUAUAUCACAAUGAUGGCACAAAAGGAGCGUUGGCGCCGUGAAGCGGCGGAAGCUGGUUUACGGCAGAAGGAAAAUAAUAUGCGUGAAAUAUAUGAGCAAAUAUAUAAUGACACCAUGGAAGGUGUGCUCGUUGGACGCAAAUAUCUGAAUAUGAUUUUAGACGAAGACAUUAGCAAAAUUGCACACCAAAAGGCGGAAACUGAGACGUUAGAUUUGGCUCAUGUCAUAGACGCAGAUGUACAACGUUGGUUGGACUCACUCUAUCGCAUACAAAACCCAUUGAACUAUCAGUCCCUCCGCUAUAAGCUUAGGAAAAUAAUGUUUCCUGACUUAGAUGAAAUAUUGAAACAAUUAGAAAUCAAACAAAUGUUACAUUACAUCAUUGAAGAUGAACUUUUCAAUAAAGUUUUCAACGCCUUGGAACCUUACGAUAUUUGCACGGCAUUAACUGCUGAAAUCAUUGAUCGUUUGCUCGAUCUCGAUCUAUACUACUUCAGCUCUGAAGUAGACUCGACUUGCUCUUGUCUUGCUUGCAAUUGUGCGGAUAAUGACCGUGAAGUCAGAGCGCUGAUACGAAAAUUAAUUCGUCACGUCGUGCCUGGUCGUCGUUGGAAGACACCGCUCGAACGUAUGGUCAAAGAGAUUUUAGCUGAUUUAGUUAAUGAUGUUGUAAAAGUGACCAAUAGCAGAGGAUCGGUAUUUGAAAGCGAUAGUAUGAAUCGCUUUUGUCAAUUGCAAUUGUACACUUCACAUACGAAUUUAUUAUAUCCAUCGACACACAGCUUGGAAAGUUAUUUUACCUCCUCCAAAUCGCAUUCAAGUUCAUCUGAUAUCUUAGGUGACCUUUUAACUAACUUACCACCAGGGGAAUAUGAGAAUGAAGAGCCGAUGACUGACAGGAGAACGGAAGCUUCAUCUUCAGUGUUAAAGUACAUGCCACAAGCGUUCUACUUCGAUCUCUCUGAGCAUGGCGAAUCUGAGGAAGAUAAGUUAUCGCUAAAAACAUUGAACAAAAUUUACAAGGAGCUCUUGAAUUUCUUGGGCUCUGAAACAGAUAGUGAUGAUAAGGUAGAAGAUGAAGAUCAACUGACCACAAGUAGAAGUAGUCAAAGUAGCGCAACCAGCGCUUGUGGAUUGCGUUCUGUAAUAGAUGAAAUAUUCCGCAGAAUAUCUGCUCAUGAAGCUUCACCAAUAAUUCCAGAAACCACCGUACAAACGCAACUAACUUCAGUAGAAGAUGAAAUCGCUGAAAUUUAUGCCAAAUCACAACCACUUGAACUUAUCUCUCACAGAUCUAGUGAAGGGCAAUCCGAACAACCCGUUGACGUAUAUAUCGAACAACAAGCUGGGCAAGAUUUACCCACAAGCGCAGCCUUGGAAGUUGUACACCCAACGGAGGAAGCUACAAUUGAAGGAGAACAAGAACCAGUGGUGCACUCCGAGCAAGCAAUUAAGGAACCAUUAGAAGAGCUACAAACACCAGAGAAACUAACAUUGGAAAGAGGCAGUGAUUUCAAGAAACAUGCAUCCUUACCAACACCACAUGAGGAGGGAGAAAAAUCUGUGGAAGACCAUCAAUUAUCAGAGAGACAUUCAUCACUUAAGGGCAUUGAAUUUGGGAAAAAAUCAUCCCUACGCAGUCAGCUCGAUACUGCGGGGCAACAUGUGCGUAUCAGUGUAAUGCCGGAAUCAACAACAUCACACAAGAAGGUGAGCAUUGAAAACCGUGCAGAAACCGCAGAUUCUGAUGCAAAGACCAAGAAUGAAGAAUGAUGAAAUUACUGAAUUAAUCUGCUGUAUAUAUAUACCUAUAUAUAUUUUUUUGUGGAUUUUAAGUAAUUUGUAGAUG
Molecule: messenger RNA, 3610 nt
Organism: Ceratitis capitata (Mediterranean fruit fly)
Lineage: Eukaryota; Metazoa; Arthropoda; Insecta; Diptera; Tephritidae
Exons: 5
Coding region: 49-3534 (1161 amino acids)
Source: RefSeq, a predicted model, not a curated record